AGGGCCCUGGGCUUCUUGUCCCGCAGCCACCCCUCGGAAACAGCGGCGGGAGAGGACGACGUUCACCCGGGCUCAGCUAGACGUUCUGGAAGCGUUAUUUGCGAAGACCCGAUACCCAGAUAUCUUCAUGCGGGAGGAGGUGGCGCUGAAAAUCAACUUGCCGGAGUCCAGGGUGCAGGUGUGGUUUAAGAAUCGAAGAGCUAAGUGCCGCCAACAGCAGCAGCAACAGCAGAAUGGAGGUCAAAACAAAGUGAGACCUGCCAAAAAGAAGACGUCUCCUGCUCGGGAAGUGAGUUCAGAGAGUGGAACAAGUGGCCAAUUCACUCCCCCCUCUAGCACCUCAGUCCCAGCCAUUUCCAGCAGCAGUGCUCCUGUGUCUAUCUGGAGCCCAGCUUCCAUCUCCCCACUGUCAGAUCCCUUGUCCACCUCCUCUUCCUGCAUGCAGAGGUCCUAUCCCAUGACCUAUACUCAGGCUUCAGGUUAUAGUCAAGGAUAUGCUGGCUCAACUUCCUACUUUGGGGGCAUGGACUGUGGAUCUUAUUUGACCCCUAUGCAUCACCAGCUUCCUGGACCAGGGACCACACUCAGUCCCAUGGGUACCAAUGCAGUCACCAGCCAUCUCAAUCAGUCCCCAGCUUCUCUUUCCACCCAGGGAUAUGGAGCUUCAAGCUUGGGUUUUAACUCGACCACUGAUUGCUUGGAUUAUAAGGACCAAACUGCCUCUUGGAAGCUUAACUUCAAUGCUGACUGCUUGGAUUAUAAAGAUCAGACAUCUUCGUGGAAAUUCCAGGUUUUGUGAGGACCUGCAGAACCUCUUUUUGUGGGUGAUUUUUAAAUAUACUGAGCUGGACAUUCCAGUUUUAGCCAGGCAUUGGUUAAAAGAGUUAGAUGGUAUGAUGCUCAGACUCAUCUUCUGAUCAAUGUCCCGGGAGGCAUAGAAGGAAAAAUGAAAGGCCUUAGAGGGGCCUGCCAACCAGCUACCUGAAAUGGACAAACCAUUUGAUACUUAAGAUCCUAUAAUAGUUUUAGAUCAUUGGUUUUACUGAUUUGCAAAGUGAUCGAAAGCAUUCUAGCCACGUGCAACCAAAUACCACCAAAAAUAAACAGAACUAAAUUGUGAGGGAAAGGAGGGAAGGACAUAGCCUUCUUAAGCAGAGGUGUUCCAAUGUUGUAGCCAAUCCUUGGUUGAAUCUUAGGAAUGGACAGUGUCUCAAGCUCACUCACGUUUCAUGACCAACUGGUAGUUGGCACUGAAAAACUUUUCAGGGCUGUGUGAAUUGUGCGACUGAUUGUCCUAGAUGCACUACUUUAUUUAAAACAUAAUGUUCAUAAGGAGUCAAUAUGUAGUUUAAGAGACAAUCAGUGUGUGUCUUAUAUAAAUGGUACAUCUGUGGUUUUUAAUCUGUGCUAGACUUCAAAACUGUGAUCUCCUGUUAUUGUAUGCAAACUUGAACUCCACCUCUGCAGGGGUUCUUCUGUGAUUAAAUAGGUUAUAAUUAUAAGUAAAUUCAGAGCAACUGAGUACUUAUCUAAAAAGAUUACCUUUGGCUGGAGGUGAGCUGCACUGAAACUUUACAACAAAAUGUCUCUGGACAAGGAGAGUGAGAGAAGAGAAACAAAAGGACACUAACUCAUCUGUAAUUUGCUGUUGGUAAGCCUAGCAGUAAAGAGACAUUGGUCAAUUGCUCUGACCCUGAUGAAUUUAUAAACUGAGAUCAUCGUUGUUUAUGCUUGCAGAUGUUAACUGGAAAAGUUAUAUAUGCAUAAACCUUUCUUCCUGGAUUUGGCAGAUAUGUACAAUUAUAUUAAAAUGGUUCUAGCACAA
Molecule: messenger RNA, 1825 nt
Organism: Lipotes vexillifer (Yangtze River dolphin)
Lineage: Eukaryota; Metazoa; Chordata; Mammalia; Artiodactyla; Lipotidae
Gene: OTX2
Product: orthodenticle homeobox 2
Exons: 2
Coding region: 128-799 (223 amino acids)
Biological process (GO): regulation of transcription by RNA polymerase II; multicellular organism development
Cellular component (GO): nucleus
Molecular function (GO): RNA polymerase II cis-regulatory region sequence-specific DNA binding; DNA-binding transcription factor activity, RNA polymerase II-specific
Source: RefSeq, a predicted model, not a curated record